Messenger RNA from Manis pentadactyla (Chinese pangolin), 1566 nucleotides. It is a transcript of the gene DDB2, whose product is annotated as damage specific DNA binding protein 2. Gene Ontology annotation, molecular function: damaged DNA binding; protein binding. Gene Ontology annotation, cellular component: Cul4-RING E3 ubiquitin ligase complex; nucleus. Lineage: Eukaryota; Metazoa; Chordata; Mammalia; Pholidota; Manidae. Gene Ontology annotation, biological process: DNA repair; response to UV. The record is from RefSeq and is a predicted model, not a curated record.
GGGACUGGGUCAGGCCAACACGUAGACCACAACCCCUUCCCGAGGGAGUCCGUGAGUCUCCGCCGCUCUCACUCUUCCCAGGUCUCCGAGCGUGCCCCCGCCUUACCGGAGGGGCGGGGCCUCCACGAGAGGGGCGGGGCCUGAGCUAGAAGCCAAUGGGAAAGUGGUGAGAGUGUUUGGCGGGAAGUUGGCUUAGUUCCUUGGUUCCCGCGUUGCUUCUCCCUACUCUUCUCAGUCUUCUCGUCAAGAUCUUGGCAUAGGGCAUAUACUCACAGCACUGAGGACGCGAUGGCUCCCAGGAAACGCCCAGAAACCCAGAGGACCUCCGAGGUGGUUCUGCGCACCAGGAACAGGAGGAGCAGAAGCCCCCUGGAGCUGGACCCCGAGGCCAAGCAGCUCCAUGUGAAUGGCCCCGGUUCUAGCAGAAGGUUUGACUCAGGCUGCCUUUGGGCAGGGCUGGCUAGCUGCAGGCCCUGCUUCAGGGCCCUCCACCACCAUAAACUGGGCAAAGCUGCCUGGCCAUCAAUAUAGCAGGGUCUCCAGAAGUCCUUUUUGCACUCUCUGGCUUCUUACCGGAUAUUCCAAAAGGCUGCCCCCUUUGACAGGAGGGCCACAUCCUUGGCAUGGCACCCAGCUCACCCCAGCACCCUGGCUGUGGGCUCCAAAGGGGGAGAUAUCAUGCUCUGGAACUUCUGCAUAAAGGACAAACCCAUCUUCAUUAAAGGGAUUGGAGCUGGAGGGAGGAGCAUCACUGGGCUGAAGUCUAACCCUCUCAAUACCAACCUGUUCUUCACCUCCUCAAUGGAGGGAACAACUUAGCUGCAGGACUCUACAGACAACACUAUCUGAGUUUUUGCCAGCUCAGGCACCUACAACAUCUGGUUUUGCAGCCUGGAUGUGUCAGCCAGAAGCCAAGUGCUGGUCACCAGAGACAAUGUGGGCCAUGUGAUCCUGCUGAACAUGGAUGGCAGGGAGUUUUGGAAUCUAAGGAUGCACAAGAAGAAAGUGAUGCACAUGGCCCUGAACCCAUGCUGUGAUUGGCUCCUGGCCACAGCCCCUGUAGAUCGAACAGUGAAAAUCUGGGACCUGUGCCAGGUUAGAGGAAAAUCCAGCUUCCUCCACUCACUGCCACGUGGUCAUCCUGUCAAUGCAGCUUACUUCAGUCCUGAUGGAACCCAGCUUCUGACCACUGACCAAGAGGUUCGAGUUUACUCUGCCUCCCAAUGGGACUGCCCUCCAAGCCUGAUCCCGCACCCUCACCGACACUUCCAGCACCUGACACCCAUCAAGGCAACCUGGCAUCGGUGCAACCUCAUCAUUGUGGGCCGAUACCCAGAUCUUAAUUUCAAAAGUUGUACAUCCCAUGAAUUAAGGACAAUCGAUGUGUUUGAUGGAAGCUCAGGGAAGAUGAUGUAUCAGCUCUAUGACCCAGAAUCUUCUGGUAUUAUUUCACUCAAUGAAUUCAAUUCCAUGGGGGACAUGCUGGCUUGCGUGAAACUGGUCUCACUCCUCCUAGGUUAUCACAUUCUCAUUUGGAGCCAGGAAGAAGCUGGGAUGCAGAAAUGA